AUGGUCUUUCGAUUCAUAAGAGCACUGCUUAACGAUGAAAGAGUAAUCCAGCAGUUAUCCGAAUCUGCUCCUAUCCGUUCUAUCGCUAAAACAAUCGUCAGAGGAAGAAAAACACUGGAGGAAAGAGUUGAGAAGAUGGAAGUGCCUUCACAAAUAGAUAGAUUUAAAAAGAUUUUUAAAGAAGAGUACCAGAAAAGCUUGAAGAAGUAG
Molecule: messenger RNA, 210 nt
Organism: Angiostrongylus costaricensis
Lineage: Eukaryota; Metazoa; Nematoda; Chromadorea; Rhabditida; Metastrongylidae
Source: the annotation of a GenBank genome assembly